This is a messenger RNA of Arvicola amphibius (Eurasian water vole), 2798 nucleotides long. It is a transcript of the gene Nom1, whose product is annotated as nucleolar protein with MIF4G domain 1. NCBI's taxonomy places the organism in Eukaryota, Metazoa, Chordata, Mammalia, Rodentia, Cricetidae. Gene Ontology annotation, biological process: ribosomal small subunit biogenesis. The coding region runs from base 19 to 2574 and encodes 851 amino acids. Gene Ontology annotation, molecular function: protein binding; RNA binding. The transcript has 11 exons. The record is from RefSeq and is a predicted model, not a curated record. Gene Ontology annotation, cellular component: nucleolus.
UUAGCCUUAUCUUCUGGCAUGGGUGCCGCACGCCGUGGCGGAGCGCACUCGCGCGCGGUCCGCCCUAAGCGUAGCGGCGGUCGCCGCGGUCCGGGUGGUGGGGAGGGGGCCCUGAAGCGGAUGCGGUUGGCAGUGGAGAACUUCGUGCGGGCUACCUCCGAGAGCGAGGCCCUCGAGGGCUGCGAGGCCCGCGGCGCUGUGCCGCACUCCCGGCUCGGAGGGCGAAAGAGCCGCAAGGAGCUUCGUAAGGAGAAACGACACCUGAGGAAAGUGCGGCGCCUGCAGAGGACGGUGGGCCCCGGGGACCGAAAGGGUAAUGUCGGUCUUACCGGCGGCCGGGAAGCUCCACCGCCCUCUGACUCACAACCGACCCCUGCCACGGCCACAGCGAACCCCACCAAGGCCAAGGCUUCCUCCGCUAACAUUAAGGCCGCCACGACCCAGAAUAAGGUUAAGACUUCCUCUUCUCCUGCUACGGCGGUGUCACCUAAGGCCAAGGCGAAAGGUGGCCCCGGGAAACCCGGUCCCGCCACCUCUGCCGCCCGGAAGCGGGCACUUCUAGCGGCCAACGAGGAGGAGGACCGAGAGAUCCGAAAGCUGGAGCGAUGCCUCGGCCUGAACAAGCGCAAGAAGAAGGGCAACGGCAGCUCGGUGCCGCUCAGCUUCGCGCGCGACGGACUAGAUUACAUUCUGGGGGCCCUGGAAUGCGGGAGAGGCGGUGGCCUGUACGAAAGCAGCGGAGAGGAGGAGGAGGAAGCCAAGGCGGAGACUGAACAGGCACUGGAGAGUGACCUAGAGAACAGUUCCGAGGAAAGUGAGGAGGAUUCAUACUCGGAGGAUCAGAACGAUGUAAACUCGCACAGGGAGGAAGAAGCAGAGGGUGGGACGCUAGAAAAUAAAGGGAAUAAGAGAGUCCGUUUUGCAGAGGCCGUUGAAAAGAGCGAAAGUUCUUCGGAAGACGACACAGAACAUGAGGAAAGGCACUGUGUUGAAAGUGGUGAAAAGUACAUCCCGCCGCGGUUGCGGGGCGAGGAAGCAGGGGAUGUCCACAAGAAAGAAGAGCUGGAAAGGCUCAAGAAACACGUUAAAGGCCUCAUUAACAGGCUGAGCGAGCCAAACAUGGUAUCUAUAAGUGGGCAGCUGGAGGAGCUGUACAUGACCCACAGCAGGAAGCACAUGAACGACACCCUGACUGCUACCCUCAUGGAUGCCUGUGUCACUGCCUCGGCCAUGCCCAGCAGACUGAUGAUGGAGCAUGUCCUCUUAGUCAGCAUCCUUCACCACACGGUUGGGAUAGAGGUUGGUGCUUGCUUCCUUGAGGCUGUGGUGAAGAAGUUUGAUGAUGUCUAUAAAGAUGGAGGUGAGGGGAAAGAACUAGACAACCUGUUUACCAUGAUUGCACAUUUGUACAACUUCCACGUGGUACAGUCUCUCCUCAUCUUUGACAUUUUGAAGAAGCUUGUUGGAACUUUUACGGAAAAAGACAUUGAGCUGAUCCUGCUGAUGCUGAAAAAUGUGGGCUUUGCAUUGAGAAAAGAUGACGCCCUGUCACUUAAGGAGCUGAUCACAGAAGCCCAGGCCAAGGCCAGUGGGGCAGGCAGCAUGUUUCAGGACCAGAACAGGGUGCGGUUCAUGUUGGAGACAAUGCUGGCCCUGAAGAACAAUGACAUGCGUAAAAUCCCUGGCUAUGAUCCUCAGCCUGUGGAGAAACUAAGGAAGUUACAGAGAGCUCUGGUACGCAAUGCUGGCUCAGGUUCUGAAACUCAGCUUCGAAUCUCCUGGGAUGGCAUCUUAAAUGCAGAACAGACUGGUCGCUGGUGGAUUGUGGGGUCUGCAUGGAGUGGGACCCCAAUGAUCGACAACAGUCAUCAAACGCUCUUACAGAAGCCGCCUGCAGGAACGGUGAGCUCCAAGAUCCUGGAGCUUGCAAGGAAACAGAGAAUGAACACUGAUGUCAGGAGGAGCAUAUUCUGUACUAUCAUGACAAGUGAGGACUUCCUGGAUGCUUUUGAGAAGCUGCUGAAGCUUGGGCUGAAGGACCAGCAGGAGAGAGAGAUUGUUCACAUUCUCAUGGAUUGCUGCCUGCAGGAAAAAACCUACAACCCUUUCUAUGCUUUCCUGGCUAGCAAGUUCUGCAGCUAUGAAAGGAGAUUCCAGAUGACUUUCCAGUUCAGCAUAUGGGACAAAUUUCGGGACUUAGAAAAUUUGCCGGCCACUAAAUUCUCAAAUCUGGUUCAUCUGGUGGCACACUUGUUGAAGACAAAAUCACUUCCACUUUCUAUCCUAAAGGUAGUUGAGUUCAGUGAAUUGGAUAAACCCAGAGUCCACUUCCUACGGAAAGUGUUGACUGAGCUGUUGAUGGAAACAGAAGAAGAAGACCUGGGUUUAAUUUUCUCAAGAGUGUCUGACAACCCAAAGCUGGGAAUGUUGCAAGAAGGCCUGAAGCUCUUCAUUAGCCACUUCUUACUGAAGCACACACAGACUCUCCAGAGUGCUGAGGAAGCCAAUCUGCUGAGAGAGAGGGCAGGCCUUGCAUCCAAGUCUUUACAGGGCAAAGCUAUCCUAAGAAUGUAGCCAAAGGACACAGAACAUUUGACUAAGAGAUGAUUUGUGUGAAUUCAAAGGCCUGUCCUGCCUCUGUAAGAGUGGGGAGUAUUGUUCCAUGUUUUGUCACAGUUUAAAUACUAUAUUUUCAGAUUUUUUUUUGAACCCAGGGUUGUACUGGAUUUUUGUUUGUUUGGUUGGUUGAUUGGUUUGGUUUUUCGAGACAGGGUUCUCUGUGUAGCUUUGGGGCCUGU